Messenger RNA from Meriones unguiculatus (Mongolian gerbil), 3270 nucleotides. RefSeq names its product T-box transcription factor 4 (gene Tbx4). Gene Ontology annotation, biological process: angiogenesis; cell fate specification; positive regulation of DNA-templated transcription. NCBI's taxonomy places the organism in Eukaryota, Metazoa, Chordata, Mammalia, Rodentia, Muridae. Gene Ontology annotation, molecular function: DNA-binding transcription factor activity, RNA polymerase II-specific; RNA polymerase II cis-regulatory region sequence-specific DNA binding. The record is from RefSeq and is a predicted model, not a curated record. The coding region runs from base 185 to 1843 and encodes 552 amino acids. Gene Ontology annotation, cellular component: nucleus. The transcript is spliced from 9 exons.
CCUAGGAGAUCAAGGGCCCGCUCCGCACCGGGGAUGCGCCGCCCGGCCUCGAGGGCGCAGCGGGCAGCGGGUCGGUGACCCAGAAGCCCGGGCAGAGCCUCUACCGUUCUGCUCCUAGAGGGCCCGAGCUGGGUGCGGACCUGGGGCCGCAGGAGCCUCCGCAUGCUGCGGCACAUUUAGGGAGAUGCUGCAGGAGAAGGGCCUGUCAGAGAGCGAGGAGGCCUUCCGGGCCCCGGGCCCAGGGCUCGGCGAGGCCAGCACCGCCACCGCCGCCGCCGGCCCCGAACCCGCGCUGGCGACCCCGGGCCUCAGCGGAGCAGCGCUCAGCAGCCCCCCGGGCCAGGGCGCCGACGUCGCCGCCGCCGCCGCCUCGGCCGAGCAGGCCAUCGAGAACAUCAAGGUGGGACUGCAUGAGAAGGAGCUGUGGAAGAAGUUCCACGAGGCGGGCACCGAGAUGAUCAUCACCAAGGCGGGCAGGAGGAUGUUCCCCAGCUACAAGGUAAAGGUCACAGGCAUGAACCCCAAGACCAAGUACAUCCUGCUCAUUGACAUCGUCCCUGCCGACGACCAUCGCUACAAGUUCUGUGACAACAAAUGGAUGGUUGCAGGAAAGGCUGAGCCAGCCAUGCCGGGGAGACUGUAUGUCCAUCCGGACUCUCCCGCCACCGGGGCCCACUGGAUGCGACAGUUGGUCUCUUUCCAGAAGCUGAAGCUGACAAACAACCACCUGGACCCCUUUGGCCAUAUCAUCCUCAACUCCAUGCAUAAGUACCAGCCGAGGCUGCACAUUGUUAAGGCCGACGAGAACAAUGCCUUUGGCUCCAAAAACACAGCCUUCUGCACCCACGUGUUCCCAGAGACCUCCUUCAUCUCUGUGACCUCCUACCAGAACCACAAGAUCACACAACUGAAAAUCGAGAACAACCCCUUUGCCAAGGGAUUCCGGGGCAGCGACGACAGCGACCUUCGCGUGGCCCGCUUGCAGAGCAAGGAGUAUCCGGUGAUCUCCAAAAGCAUCAUGCGGCAGCGGCUCGUCUCCAGCCAGCUCUCGGCCAAGCCUGACGUCAGCCCCCUGCACAGCGCGCACCAGGCGCUGCAGCACUACCAGUACGAGAACGGGGCCCACGUACAGUUCGCCACCGCGGAGCCCCAGGAACUGGCCCUCAACACCUUCCCGGCCCAGAGGGACUCCAGCCUCUUCUACCACUGCCUGAAGCGCAGAGCAGACAGUGCCCGCCACCUGGACUUACCCUGCAAGCGAUCCUAUCUGGAGACCCCCUCUUCGGUGGGGGACGAUCACUAUUUCCGGUCUCCCCCUCCCUACGACCAGCAGAUGCUGAGCCCUUCCUAUUGCAGUGAGGUGACCCCCAGAGAGGCCUGUAUGUACUCCGGCUCAGGGCCCGAGAUCUCCGGGGUGUCUGCCGUGGACGACUUGCCCCCACCCCCGCUGAGCUGUAACAUGUGGACUUCCGUCUCGCCCUACACCAGCUACAGCGUUCAGACCAUGGAGACUGUGCCCUACCAGCCCUUCCCCGCACACUUCACCGCCACCACGGUGAUGCCUCGGCUGCCCGCCAUCCCCGCCCAGAGCGCCCAGCCGCCAGGGAACGCCCACUUCAGUAUGUACAAUCCGCUGUCCCAGUCUCAGGUCCGAGAGCGGGGACCCUCCGCCUCCUUCCCGAGAGAGCGCGGCCUCCCCGCCGUGUGCGAGCGGAAGCCGCCCUCGCCGCACCUGAACGCUGCCAAUGAGUUCCUCUACUCGCAGAGCUUCUCCUUGACCCGGGAGUCGUCCUUACAGUAUCAUUCAGGAAUGGGGACUGUGGAGAACUGGACUGAUGGAUGACCCGACCACCUGUAUCCUUGACAGCCCCAGGACCAUGUCAGUCCAGUGUUGACCUCUGUGGGUGGCUGGCACUGUCAAGAAAUAUGGAAAGGAAUUUCAGAAGGGGUGAGUGUGUGUGUGUGUGUGUGUGUUCGUGUGUGAGCAUGCUUGAGCUUCUACACGCAUGUAUGUGGUUGAAGGGCAUCUGUCUUCUAGCAUGUAGCUAAGGCCAAGAUGAGAAAACAGACAAACAUGCAAUUAUCUAAGUAAUUUUGGCCACUGGAGCCGAGUACACUGUUACCUGGCCUCUCCUGACAUGCCCUGGGUGGGAGAGAAGUGCAGGGCUCAUGAAUUACCUAGAGCUUUCUGAAAUAUGUGCUGAUUUUACUCAGGGGCCAGGCGAGGUCUCUGGCACAGGGAGGUAGGUAUCCAUGCUUACCUUAGAGUCCCUGGCCUUCCACCUGCAAGGAGAGCCGCCACUCUUGGGAACAGGAGCACCCCUUCCCUCAGCUUCUGGAGAUUGUGGGACACUACCUGAGCCGUACAGAGCUUUGAGAGUGGAGUUGGUCACACAUUUGCCUGGACUUGGGAUUCCUGAAGCUCCAGGCAGCUGAGGCAUGACUUUUAGAACGAGUCAUGCACUAAAUGUCACCUCACGGUGCUCGUUUUUCCUUUGAGGGGAAGGAAGAUGACACCAGUCGCAUCCCUGUAGUCGGUCUAGUCUUAAAGUCCCUCCCCCGAAGUCCCAGCCUGCAGCCUCUCAGCCUGUCAGGCACCACCAGUAUGCUAUGAUGGGCAGUCAAACCCAACUUACCUGGCAACAUCCCCUGGCGAUCUCACCCGGACUGAUGUUACACGUUCUGCUCCCAGAAAAUCUCCAUCCUUGAAGCAAGGAAGCUGGCAGAAGAAAAUGGACAACUGAGAAAAGGUGCUUCAGUGUUCAAGCCCAGAGGGGCUUUGGGUCUUUUCAGAAUGGGGAGGAGAGCGCAUACUCCUUGGUCCCUUAGCAUCAGAAUGGCAGGGUGGCCGGUAUGAACUCUAAAUCGGAAUUUGGAAAUCACUAAACUCUUUGCAUGCCGAAUAGCUAUUUAUAUAUUAUAUAAAUGAAUAUAUAAAUAAAUAUAUCUAUAUCUCACAGAUGCGGGCCACAUGUCAAAUUCAGCUUUGCUUUUUACAAACAAACUUACCGAGAAAUGAAUGCUGACGGGAGUAUUUGGGGAAAACAUCUAUUUAAAUUUUUAUUUACAUUUGAUGUUAACUAAGAAUGGUUUAGAUAAACAUAUAUAUAUAUUAUAAAUGCACACACUGCAGAUAAAGCUUUAUUAGAAAACACGUUAGCUGACAGGUGGUAUGAAAUUCCAAGUGUUUCUGGUAUAUAGCAUGGACGUUUUCUUUUACAUAUUGGAACAUAAAGCCAUCUUACAACUGUGAAGCGCGUGUUUGUCAUU